Rhizophagus irregularis DAOM 181602=DAOM 197198 is the source of this 552-nucleotide messenger RNA. RefSeq lists its product as uncharacterized. Lineage: Eukaryota; Fungi; Glomeromycota; Glomeromycetes; Glomerales; Glomeraceae. The record is from RefSeq and is a predicted model, not a curated record.
AUGUCUUACCCUAAUGAACACGAAUAUGAAUAUUUUGAUGAACCUUUGAAGCAAACUUAUUAUGAAAACGAGUUGAACUCCACUAGCGAUUACGUUCAAAAUAAUGAUGGGCAGCAAUCCACUUCCACUCCUACUACACAAUAUUAUAACUCACAACGUGAACAUAUUGACUUCGUAACACCUGCACCACCACUAUAUAAAACUAAUACGGAAUUUUCCAAUCCAAAGAUUUCAAAGACACUUGAUUCUUCUCAGAAUCAAAUCUUUAAAAUUGAACUGGAAAUUGUUGUCAGAAUACAAAACGAUCAGAACCAACAUAGAACUAAAUGUAAUUAUUCUUCAACCUUGAAAAAUCGUGUUGUAAAUAGAAUGAAUCCAUACCGGAAACCGACUGAUCAAAAUUUCAGAAGUGACAGCCAUUCUUAUUCUUCCUCAUCAGUACCACCUGCUAUUUAUAUGCAGAAUGCUGAUAACAUUCGUACGUCAUUUCAAUCAAAUAAAGAUUUGAAUGAAUCUUUUAGCAAUAAUUUUAAAAAUAACUUUAGCGAUUAA